AUGUGUUUGGAACGCUACGCGCGAAAAGAUGUCCUCGAUCCUCCCAAAAUGAUCCAUACUGCGAACAAACCCUACGAAUGCAAAUACUGUGAUUUCCGCUCCCGUUACCGAGGCAGUCGCAAUAAGCAUGAAGAAACUCAGCACUUCACUCUUCAGUCAGCUGCUGAUAGAGACUCUGAGGUACUUGGCUCCCUUGAUCUCCGCCCUCAGCGACUGGCAUACGCUAAUUCAAACAGUCCUCGGAAAAAGUCCAGCUCAAUCCCGAAUGAUGUCGCCCUACGGAAAACACUCAACAACUCUAAUCCGAUAGACGCCUCUGCGUGCAAUCCUGGAAGUGCGAUCGCUCAAUACGACCUCUCAAUAUACCAGGAGGAGUAUCAGAGGAGCGGUCAAAGAACGACCUUCAGUAACACCUAUGGAAUUCGCGAGCAGCCGAGUUCCGCUUGUACACGCGUUUCUGCACAGGACCAGCACCACCUUCCAAGUAUUCAUAAAAAGGGACUCAUGGAGUGCAGAAUGCGUGAGGCUGCAUACCCACGCGACCACAACAUAAAUCCCCUGCAGGGGUUUGCCGUUGAAGCUGGCGCGUAUUGGUAA
This is a messenger RNA of Colletotrichum abscissum, 597 nucleotides long. RefSeq lists its product as uncharacterized. The coding region runs from base 1 to 597 and encodes 198 amino acids. The transcript is spliced from 2 exons. The record is from RefSeq and is a predicted model, not a curated record. NCBI's taxonomy places the organism in Eukaryota, Fungi, Ascomycota, Sordariomycetes, Glomerellales, Glomerellaceae.